Molecule: messenger RNA, 3477 nt
Organism: Gregarina niphandrodes
Lineage: Eukaryota; Apicomplexa; Conoidasida; Eugregarinorida; Gregarinidae
Product: Spc97/Spc98 family protein
Exons: 5
Coding region: 1-3477 (1158 amino acids)
Biological process (GO): mitotic cell cycle; cytoplasmic microtubule organization; meiotic cell cycle
Cellular component (GO): spindle pole; centrosome; gamma-tubulin small complex
Molecular function (GO): microtubule minus-end binding; gamma-tubulin binding
Source: RefSeq, a predicted model, not a curated record
AUGGAUGAGUUAGUGUAUGUAGCUAGAACGGGAGCCGUGACCGCAGCGAGAGCGGAUGGGAAGGAGCCGGGUUUAAUCUUGACAGAGGGUCGGCCGAUCACGAAACACGUUGUGAAGUAUGGAGAUCACGUCAUGAUCAGUUGCGGAGCCGACGUGCGGAGAUUGGUGCAAGGCGACCCCGAUUCAGUAGUUUAUCUUGAGCAGGAUAACUGCUCAAGGAAGAGCGUGCUCGUCUAUUUCAACGAGUCGGCUAGCCUCGGCAGGGCUUACGCGUCAUGUUCACUACGUCAUGAGGUAGAGUGUUGGAAGGGCAGAAAAGAAGAAACGGAAGAAGCGUGGACCAACUUUAUCAGGACUCAAUGGUUUGAUCCUGAGUCUUACAACACCGAGUUCUUAAUUAUGCCGGCGGAUCUCAAUGCUCUGGGCAAGGACGUCGCCUUUCACCAACCGUGCUACUUGAUCAUGGCACCUAACGUCACCGAAGACCGAUACUUUCUCACUGUCAGUGCUGAAGGUGCCGUAUGCCUCGUGUGUGGGGGCGAUUCGGAGGAGCAACACCUCAUGUGGCGCUUCAUAAACCACGACUGCAUAACCAGCAGGGAACCCCUGACCACGCAGCAUAGUGUCUACAUCCAGUCCUUGUCCGGCUACAUGCUCGCAAUCAAUGACAGAUACACGGUCCACACGCUAUUGGAUGUUCCCAUCGGCCAACCUAUUUGCGCCAAAUACACUUUCAUACUCAUCAGAUUGUUCCAAUCCAGCACAAACUUCGACCCUUCUUAUUAUGAGUCGGCUUUCGACGACCACGGCAGAUUAAAAGUGAGUGAAUCACGACCACCAGAAUUCAUUACGGCCAGAAUUCAUUACGGCCAGAAUUCAUUACGGCCAGAGUUCAUUACGGCCAGAGUUCAUUACGGCCAGAGUUCAUUACGGCCAGAGUCCAUCAUGGGACUGAUGGAAAUAGAUGUGUUGCAGUUAGGUGUUCAGGAGUUGUUACUAGUAGAAGACGCAUUGGAAUGUUUGUUGGGUGUCCCGGGUGAGUUUGAGAGAUGGACUUGUCAUUAUCCCGUUGGUGGUGGUGUUCCUUAUUUUACUCAUGAGUAUCGAACUUUGGCUCAGCAAGAGGGUAGUCGCUUGCAGGACUGGUCGUAUGAGAUGGCGAGCAAGGCAGAUGUGACUCCUACGUUCGAUUCCACGUUGGAUCUGGAUAGGUCACUGUGUGGUAUGAUGGAUAAGAUAAUGCUGAUUGUGAAUGACCUGAAUUCGGUUCGACUGGUUGUAAAGUGGCAUAGCGAGGAGCCUGAGAGUGCGACAAAUGCAUGCUUGGGUAAUGCGAUGCGACAGAUUCUAAUUCAAUACGAAAGAGGUGUGUGUGAAAUCCGAUCUUGUAACGAGCAUGGUAGCCUUUCUCUACAGAAACUAUAUGCAAUUUUAAACUCAAGUCGACAGGUACUACACUUCCUUAAAACCACAGCAACUCUGACCUAUGGGUAUACAGGACUAAGCCUCAUCGACCAAGUGUUACAAGUACACAAGGAAAGCGGAGCAUCAAAACUUGGAGCGGAAUUCAGUCAGUACUUAUUGCGAGCAGCAUGCCAACCGUUGGAACGCUUUGUUAAUCUUUGGUUGUUCAGUGGAGAGCUUGAAGACCUGUAUUGUGAAUUCUUCAUUGUAAAAAAUCCGCGUUUCGAUCUACCGUUAAACCAAACCGUCAGGUCCGUAGAUCGAAUCCUCGCCGGAUCCGUCGAUCCAGUCUUGACCCCUCUUUCACAAGAUGCAGAUCGCAGCAAAGGUGAAGUAUUAUUCUCAGAGAGAUUGGCUAAUGAUCUUAAAUCGCCACCUGAUGAACUUACUGAGCUUCAACAAUGGUUAUGGUGGGACUAUGCUUUCGUCCUGGACGGUAGCAAGACCUGCUCUCUUAUCCAGCCGUAUUUGAAGACCCUUCUUAUAAUUGGAAAGCUUCGGAACGUACUAAACUUGAUGAGGGUGAGGUACUAUGGUGCACGCAAUGACAGCUGCGCACAAGGGGAGAACUGUGCAGCCGACAAGAACGUUGGAAAUAUCCCAGAACAACAUGGCGGGGAUCAACAUGGGAGGACACAGCUACAGUUGGUCGCACAACAGGGUAACGAUGAGAAAAACCCUGGUGUGCAAUCCGGCGGUGCGGAAUCGGACUCCGGAGUCGACAAAGGUGUCAUCCGCAUUGGUGAUAGUGAAUUCGCUCGCAGGUUAGAGGUACUUCGAAGCUCCAUUUGUGACUCGAUUAUGGCUUACCUGAAUCUCGACCCAUUGUAUCCUUUAAAGAAAGUUUCUCCCUUGGGUGUGUUUAGAAACACUUCAUCGAUGUAUUUCCGAGAUGUGAUGUUGGAAUUGAAGCAGUACUUUUUUAUUGAGAGAGCAGACAUCUUGGAAGACUUAUAUACUCUACCGAUUCAUGACUACUUGUUAUCUUCACGACCAGAAUGUUUGUGGUCACUGCUACGAUUUUGGUCUAAGGCCAAGCUGACCAGCACUUAUCGUAGACAUGGGUUGCUUUUGGCACUCGUUUUCAGUACAGUGAGUCUGCACUCCAUUGCUACCCGCACUCGAGAAAACCAUGAUAAGCAGGACAGUGAUAAGCCCCAGUCGGGGACCGAUCGAGAUUGGUAUCAAGGCUCAGUCAGAGCGUUAAGUACUACAGAUUUUUCGCGCAUUACUCAAGUACCAAUCAACUCGAUCGUCGACAGUGUAAUCCUUGACUACUUCGCUUGCCACCACUCCUGUGAUCGUGGAGAGGAGUCCUCCAUCCUGUUACCGGAGAUCGGGAUUAAUCUCCAAAAAGUUACCCUCUAUCCCAAGCUGCCUCUGCCUGUUCCUCUAUUGGUACUGGACAGACGAGCAUUUAUCACGCUACAAAGCACCUUCCGUUUGCUGUUCAUUCUGCACUAUCUCCGGAACCGAAUGGAGCAGUUAUGGCUCUCCAUCAGCCGCGUUGACCACGACGUCAGAGCUCCUUUGCUCAUCGUUGCUUCUCACACUCGUGAACUCUUCAUGGCCACCAUCAAGAACUUAAUUGAUUACGUCACCAGCGACGUCAUUCGACCUCAGAAUGAUCCCAUGACCAACUGUCUAAAACAGGACUACAACGCCAUCAGAACCACCUGGAGCGACUCUCUAGCUGCCAUAGCACAAGGACUCUUCCUAUACGACGCGGUUGUUCAGCUGCACUUUGCCGGUCUCUUUAAGCUCGCCCACGACUUUGCUUUCCAGUUGAACACGUUGCUGGACUACGGCAUGGUUGGAUAUGAAGAAGACGAGGACGAGAGCCCUCUGUACAGUGCGGAGCAUUUGGCGUCAGUGGAGAAGCUGGACCACGACUACCGCUCCGUGGUAUCUGCCUUGAUCGUGUACCUGAAGAGAGUGAACAAUAACGUCAGUCGCAUUCUACUCAACCGCCUGAGUAUUGAUCCCAGAUCGGUUAGUCUCGUGGCCCAUUAA